CACGAAGUUGUGAAGAUUUUACCCAAAUGCACAAUCCGUGCGGACUGCGGGCCGUAAAUAAAAAAAAGUUGUGAAUUAAGAUUGUUUUGGUUUUAGGUUAUCUUAUGUUAUUUUUAUAAUUUUUUUGUACGUCUGCUUUUCUUAAAUUCUCAAUAACUUUUCUUCUCCCGGAUUCUUAAGAAUAUUUUAUUUGUAUUAUUAAUGGCUCCUAAAAUCCCAGAUAGGUGGAUACCUUACAAAGCUUUUGGUAAAGUUAUAGAAGGCACAAGAAUUAUUUGCUUCAAAGUACCUUUGAGACGGGUUGUACAAGCACACAACACAGAUAUAAAGGAAAUAUGGGACAUCAAAACUCUCCUAUUUGAAAUUCCAAGAUUAAGAGCCGUUAUAGAUUUGACAAAUACAAAUCGCUACUAUGAUCUCCAGGAAUUGAAGUCUGCGGGUGUUCUGCAUAAGAAAAUAUUAAUGCCAGGUCGCAUAAUUCCGCCCGAGGACAAAGUGACCGAAUUCAUGGACACCGUUGACGAGUUUCUGGAAAAGGAUGACGCAUCGUUAGUUGGAGUCCAUUGCACGCAUGGUUUGAAUCGCACAGGCUACAUGGUGUGCCGAUACCUUCGGGAUCGACUCCGGGUACCGGCUUCACUUGCUAUUGAGAAAUUUGAAAAGGCACGUGGUUAUAAAAUAGAAAGAGAAAAUUACAUCGCAGAUCUUCUUGGCAAAACCCCGCCCCCACCCGAUGUAGGACCAAAAACUGACAUAAAACCAUUGGUUAAUGAAAAACCAUGGAGACCUUACAGGGAUCAUACAAUUGAAGAGAUAAAACCUAAGAGGGAUAAAAGAAAACGUCACAUUUCUAGCGAAACAGAUGAGAGAAAAAUCAGAGAUAGAUCGAGGGAAGAUAGAAGACAAAUUACAUAUAGAUCACCUCUUGCAUAUGAAGAAGAAGUGGAUGGACAUAUCAUGCGGUAUGGGAAACGGAGACCCGAUGGAAGCAAAAACAGACAUAGAAAAAGAAAAAUCAGUAGUGAUGAUUUCGAUUUUAGAUAUGACUAUUAGUGCUCUUUAUUUAAUAAUGACGUAAUAAGGACGAGAAGAGAAACUUAAUGGUAAAUAUACUUAAAUGUUAGGCAGGAUAGGACCUUCAACACUUCGUACACAACAGACAGUUUAAAAAUAUAUGUUCUCAAAAUGUUAAAAAGUUUUCAAUAGAUAUAAUAUUGUGUGUACAAGACAACAGUUUGAGUUGGUUAAAAUGGUUUGGGUUUUCCCAAUCUUUGUGCCAUGCUUGUUAUAUAAUCGUACCUUUCUAAGAUUCUUAUGCCAUGAAAUAGGCAUUUUCUUUUGCGAACUAGCGAACU
This is a messenger RNA of Pieris rapae (cabbage white), 1355 nucleotides long. RefSeq names its product RNA/RNP complex-1-interacting phosphatase homolog (gene Ptp-h). The transcript is spliced from 8 exons. Gene Ontology annotation, molecular function: polynucleotide 5'-phosphatase activity; protein tyrosine/serine/threonine phosphatase activity. Gene Ontology annotation, biological process: dephosphorylation. The record is from RefSeq and is a predicted model, not a curated record. The coding region runs from base 202 to 1053 and encodes 283 amino acids. Lineage: Eukaryota; Metazoa; Arthropoda; Insecta; Lepidoptera; Pieridae.